This is a messenger RNA of Aedes aegypti (yellow fever mosquito), 966 nucleotides long. Its product is annotated as meiotic nuclear division protein 1 homolog. NCBI's taxonomy places the organism in Eukaryota, Metazoa, Arthropoda, Insecta, Diptera, Culicidae. The record is from RefSeq and is a predicted model, not a curated record. Bases 290 to 916 code for a protein of 208 amino acids. The transcript has 4 exons. Gene Ontology annotation, molecular function: double-stranded DNA binding. Gene Ontology annotation, biological process: reciprocal meiotic recombination.
ACUGAGUUUUGUAAUAAGGCUAUCCAUGAGGACUUUUCGCGAUAGGACUGACAGCUAAAAGUGUACAUGUAACCGAAACGGCAGGGUAAACAAAGCAUGAGAGUGUUGUCGGAGCUUUACAUUUUCCUUUGUAAUCGAACGGUCACUCCGAUCGCGAAACGUCAAAACCUCAUGAUAAACAAAAAACCAGCUGAUCGGAGCUGUCUCAUGGAUUGCCUUAUUAAAUUUUUACGAUUAUUUUCUUGAAGCUUGAGCUUGAAAGGAAUUUGGAAAGUUCCUAGGUCAUAAGAUGUCAAAAAGGAAGAAAGGCAUUUCAGCGGACGAGAAGAAGUCACUGAUACUCGAAAUAUUCCACCAAUCCAAAGAUUUUUACCAGCUCAAGGAUGUGGAAAAGAUUGCUGUCAAGGACAAAGGACUGAGAGAGCAAGUCGUGAAGGAAAUUCUCCAAAAUCUUGUCGACGAAGGCCAAGUGGAAACAGAUAAAAUUGGUUCGUCACAGUACUACUGGUCUUUUCCUGCCAAGAAGCGGAAACUUAAGCAGCAAGCAUUCGAACAAUUAAAACAAGAAGUGGAACAAUCGAACGACAAAAUCGCUGAACUGCAGAAGCGAAUAGGAACGAUUAAGGAAUCACAAGGAGAAUCUUCAAGAAGUUCAGAAAUAUUUGAAAAGCUAAAUACUCUCAAAGAAAAACAGAAACAACUCUCUUCGAAACUGGAUAAAGCAAAAUUGGAGCAAUCUGAUCAGAACUCUGUAGAAAAGAUGAACAGAAAUCUUCCGGACCUCCACGAUGCGGCCAACCGCUGGACGGACAACUUAUUCUCGAUAAAGUCGUGGUGCAAGAAUCGCUUCAACAUCCAGGAAAGUCUCAUCGACAAACAGUUUCAAAUCCCAUCGGAUCUUGACUAUCUAGAGUAGAGGAAAAUGGGAAACAAUAAUAAUGCACUAAACUUACCACUCAACGAGAA